Messenger RNA from Penicillium brasilianum, 2297 nucleotides. Lineage: Eukaryota; Fungi; Ascomycota; Eurotiomycetes; Eurotiales; Aspergillaceae. The record is from the annotation of a GenBank genome assembly.
AUCCGGGUCCGGCCCGUGACUGAGCGGGCGCGAGCUACUUUAUGUCAUGGCAUCUUAUGAGAAUUAUACCUCGUUAUAACGAUACUCGGUGGAGCUUUAUCUAAUCGGCCGAAGCCGACAGCAUCCCGGUGGAUCCCUUUCUGCCUCUACUCAUGAUCAUUCGCUGCAGGACCCUCGAAGCUCGCUGCGGUGGCCGGGCGGGAUCAGUCCCGGUAUCCAACUGCCCUUUCUUCUGGCGGUCUCCCCGCGUUCUUGAAUGUUUCCUCUUAUAUUCUUGUGCAAGCCUUCGACUUGAUUUUUCGGAAAGUUGAUCGAGAUCCUGCCAACUGAAUAUCAGCUUCACAUUGAUCUUCAAUAUGCAGACCUCUUUGCUACGCACUCGUGUGCAGCCUUUCUCGCGCCUGGCAUGCCGCAUGCCUAGCUCCGGCUCUCGCGCUCUCAACACUUAUGCGACUUUCAAGGUGCCUCAGAUCAACAACGAGCCUAACAAACACUAUGCCCCCGGUAGCCCGGAUCGCAAGGGCUUGGAAGACGCCUUGGCUUCAUACAAGCAGUCUGCGCCCUUGGACGUGCCUUUGGUCGUCGCAGGCAAGGAGAUCAAGAACUCCCAAACCUUCACUCAGAGCAACCCUGCUACUCACACCCCCGUCGCCACCUAUUCCAACGCCUCCAAGGCCGAUGUCGAGGCCGCCAUCGCCUCUGCCCUCGAGGCCCGCAAGUCAUGGGCUGCUACGCCCUUCGCGGAGCGUGCCAGCAUCUUCCUCAAGGCUGCCGACCUUAUUUCAACCAAGUACCGCUACGAUAUCAUGGCUCUGACCAUGCACGGCCAGGGCAAGAAUGCCUGGCAGGCUGAGAUUGACUCUGCUGCCGAGCUCAUUGACUUCUUGCGCUUCAGUGUGAAGUACGCCGAGGAGCUUUAUGCUCAGCAACCUGUUCACCACGCCCCUGGUGUGUGGAACCGCCUCGAGUACCGUCCUCUGGAGGGUUUCGUCUACGCUAUCAGCCCCUUUAACUUCACCGCUAUCGGUGGCAAUUUGGCCGGUGCGCCCGCUCUGAUGGGUAACGUCGUCCUCUGGAAGCCCUCGCCUUCCGCAAUUGCUUCCAACUGGCUCGUUCACCAGAUCCUUCUCGAGGCUGGCCUCCCCAAGGACGUUAUUCAGUUCGUGCCCGGUGAGGCUGAGGAGGUCACUAGCGCCGUCCUCAACCACAAGGAAUUCGCUGCUCUCCACUUCACUGGUAGCACUGAUGUCUUCCGUAUGCUCUAUGGCAAGAUCUCCCAGGGUGUGGCGGAGGGCAAGUACCGGAGCUAUCCUCGCAUCGUUGGCGAGACUGGUGGCAAGAACUUCCACUUGGUCCACAAGUCCGCCGAUGUGCGUAACGCCGCAGUUCAGACCGUCCGUGGUGCCUUUGAGUUCCAGGGCCAGAAGUGCAGUGCCACUUCCCGCGCCUACGUUGCUGCCUCCAUUGCCGACGACUUUGUCAACCAGGUCGUUGCGGAGGUGAAGCAGAUCAAGGUUGGCGAGCCUUCUGAUUUCACCAACUUCUGCGGCCCAGUUAUCCACGAGGGCUCCUUCAACAAACUCGCCGGUGUUAUCGACGAGGCCAAGAAUGACCCCGAGCUUGAGCUGCUUGCUGGUGGCUCCUACGAUUCCUCCAAGGGAUGGUACAUCCAGCCCACUGUGUACCGUACCUCCAACCCCGACCACCCCCUUCUGUCGCGCGAGCUCUUCGGUCCCAUCAUUGUCAUCCACUCGUACAACGACGCCACCGAGGCUGAUUUUGUCAAGAUCUGUGAGAAGAUCGACACCACCGGCAUCUACGGUCUGACUGGCUCCGUCUUCGCUCAGGACCGCCACGCUGUGCAGGUUGCUGAUGAGCACCUUCGCAACGCCGCUGGUAACUUCUAUAUCAACUGCAAGAGCACUGGCGCCGUCGUUGGCCAGCAGCCCUUCGGUGGUGCCCGUGCCAGUGGUACCAACGACAAGGCUGGUAGCGCCAACCUCCUGUCUCGCUUCGUGAGCUUGCGCUCGGUUAAGGAGGAGUUUGUCCCCACCUACACCGUUGCCUACCCCAGCAACGCCAACUAAGGAAGGGUUCAAGCAUGACCUUCCCAUGUUGACUGUUCAUUUAGCAUGCCUUAUGAUAACCCGGUGUCUAUUUUUGCAUUUCCACCUUUGGCGUUUCACUUUUGUGUCGGAGUGACGAUUGUACUCCCUGAGCCUUGCUCUAAAAAGGACAAGCACGUGUAUCUAUAUAUCAUUUGAAAUUGAAUAUUUAUCUCAAACCCUGUCACAAGA